CAGGGUGGUUUUGCUAAAUGCUAUGAGAUGAAAGACAUCAAAACAUCCAAAGUGUAUGCCGGUAAAAUUAUUCUAAAAAGUACCUUGACGAAAGGCAAUCAAAUAGAAAAGAUUUUAAGAGAAGUAGAACUACAUUCGUGUCUCAACCAUAAAAAUGUGGUCGGUUUUCAUAGUUUUUUUGAGGAUUCUACAUCAGUUUACAUGGUUCUAGAAAUGUGUAGCAGAAAGUCACUUGUUCACGUUUUAAAAAGAAGAAAAUCUCUCACAGAACCAGAAGUUAGAUAUUAUAUGCACCAUCUUACCAAUGGGGUAAAAUAUAUCCACAAUCAGAAAAUAAUUCAUAGGGAUUUAAAAUUAGGCAACAUGCUCCUGAAUUCAUCCAUGCACUUAAAAAUUGCUGAUUUUGGAUUGGCAACUAAAAUUGAAUUUGAAGGAGAAAAAAAAAUGACUGUUUGUGGAACUCCAAAUUACAUAGCUCCUGAAGUUCUCCAAAAAGUUGGCCAUAGUUAUGAAGCCGAUAUUUGGGCUAUGGGAUGUGUAAUGUACGCAUUAUUAUGCGGAAGACCGCCGUUUGAAACUUCUUCAUUAAAAGAAACAUAUUUAAGAAUAGUAACAAAUAAGUUUUCUAUACCGCCUCACAUUUCUAUGACAGCCAGAAAUCUUAUCAAGCGCCUGUUAUCUGAAGCCUCAAAUAGACCAGCAUUGGAAAAGAUCUCUAACGAUAAUUUUUUUUUUGAUGGUUUCUUCCCUGAAGAAUUAUCUCCAGCCACUUGCGAUAGUCCGCCGAAAUUUCCUCUUCUGUCA
This is a messenger RNA of Helobdella robusta, 804 nucleotides long. RefSeq lists its product as hypothetical. Lineage: Eukaryota; Metazoa; Annelida; Clitellata; Rhynchobdellida; Glossiphoniidae. Gene Ontology annotation, cellular component: centrosome; spindle pole; cytoplasm. Gene Ontology annotation, biological process: regulation of cytokinesis; mitotic cell cycle; protein phosphorylation. The annotation marks the transcript as partial. Gene Ontology annotation, molecular function: protein serine/threonine kinase activity; ATP binding. The record is from RefSeq and is a predicted model, not a curated record. The transcript is spliced from 5 exons.